This is a messenger RNA of Cladophialophora carrionii CBS 160.54, 1578 nucleotides long. RefSeq names its product kynureninase. The record is from RefSeq and is a predicted model, not a curated record. The coding region runs from base 1 to 1578 and encodes 525 amino acids. The transcript has 3 exons. Gene Ontology annotation, molecular function: pyridoxal phosphate binding; kynureninase activity. Gene Ontology annotation, cellular component: cytoplasm. Lineage: Eukaryota; Fungi; Ascomycota; Eurotiomycetes; Chaetothyriales; Herpotrichiellaceae. Gene Ontology annotation, biological process: NAD+ biosynthetic process.
AUGGCGCCAGGCAUCAUCAGCGUCGACACCAUCCCCGACACUCCAUCGGGAUGUGCAAAUGACGGGGCCAUUCUCAGUGCGAAGACGACCCAGAGUCCACCAUCACUGCAUUUGAAGGAGAUAUACCCCGCCACGAGCAACGGCAACAGCCAUAGCAACGGCGCUAUCGACACCGGCAGCGAAGACCACGCCCGUUCCCUCGACGCAGCAGACCCGCUACGCGAUUUCCGCGCCAAAUUCAUCAUCCCGACGCGGGCGUCGUUGAAGGGGCGGGCCUUCCCCCUUCCUGACCCCUUGUCGUCCCUCGAACACACCACAACUUCCUCCCACGGCCAGAGCAGCACCGACCAAGCCAUCUACUUCUGCGGCAACUCGCUAGGCGUGCAGCCGAGGCGUACGGCUCAAUACAUCCAAGCCCAGCUCGACACGUGGGCGGCCCUCGGCGUGGGCGGACACUUUACCGAAGUCGCGCACUCGCCACUGAGCCCCUGGCAGGCCAUGGCCGACGUGGCGGCCGAGCAGUCAUGUCGGCUUGUGGGCGCGCUGCCGGGAGAAGUGGCCGUCGCAAACACCCUCACUGUGAAUCUGCAUUUGCUGAUGGCGUCGUUCUACCGGCCCACGGCACGGCGCAACAAGAUCCUGUUGGAGUGGAAGGCCUUUCCGAGCGAUCAUUAUGCGAUCGAAUCCCAAAUCUUGUGGCACGGCUAUGACCCGAAAGACGCCAUGAUUCUGGUCGAGCCGGAUCAAGACCAUAUCAUUUCGACCGAGAAGUUGAUCUCCAUUAUUGACACGCAUGCCGAGGAGAUUGCCCUGAUUCUGCUCCCCGGCGUGCAGUAUUACAGCGGGCAGUUCCUCGACGUGGCGCGCAUCACGGCGCAUGCCCACUCCCGGGGCCUAGUCAUCGGCUGGGAUUUGGCGCAUGCGGCGGGGAAUGUGCCUCUCCAGCUGCAUGAUUGGAACGUCGACUUCGCCGCUUGGUGCACAUACAAAUACAUGAACGCCGGGCCCGGGUCGAUUGCCGGGCUGUUCGUGCACGAGAGGCAUGGGAAGGUCGAGUACGCGAAUGGCUCGGGUGAGCCCGUGUUUCGCCAUCGCCUGACCGGGUGGUAUGGAGGGGACAGAGCGUCCCGGUUUCAAAUGGACAACAAGUUUCGACCCAUCCCGGGAGCUGGAGGCUUCCAGGUCUCCAAUCCAUCGGCGAUUGAUCUGACGGCCUUGUGCGCUUCGUUGUCGGUCUUCGGGGAGACCUCGAUUCAAGAGCUGCGGCAGAAGUCAUUGAAGUUGACCGCUUACCUGCAACAUCUGCUGUUGAAGGAUACCUCGACCAGUGACCGAGAUCGGCCUUUCCGUAUCCUCACCCCGCUUGACCCUUCUCAGCGAGGAGCUCAACUCAGCUUGCUGCUCAAGCCGGGCUUACUGGAGAGAGUGGCCGCCAAGUUGGAGGACGCAGGGAUCGUGGUGGACCAGAGAAAGCCGGACGUCAUUCGCGUUGCGCCUGUGCCGCUGUACAAUUCGUACCAUGAUGUGUGGGCGUUUGCGCGAGUGUUCAAGGAGGCUGUGGGAGUAGAAUGUAGAUAG